AUGGUUUCCUUCACGACGGUAAUGGUUGCUGCCCUGGCGGCAGUGGUGUCUGCUGCUCCCGGGUGCCGGCCGCCCAUCAAAUAUACCCUCCCCAAGAUCGGAGGAGGUGAGGAACUUGCCGCGCCGGCCGCCGGCCUCGUAGUCAAGAAGAUUGCCAUCGGCCACGGAAUCCAGAACUAUACCUGCGACAGUGCGUCUGCCACCGAGAGCGCCGCAACCGGCGCCGUCGCCAUGCUUUACGAUGUCACCGAUUUCUAUCCGGGAACAAGGAACAGCGGCAUCAGGCCGGAUCUCUGGGACAACCUGCCGAUCAAUCUGCUCUGGCACCAGCCCCUCCCGCUCAACAAGCUCCCCGGUACCGAGUAUGGUGCCGACCCGAACACGCCCUUCCCCGAGCCCUCGGACUUGACCCUCGAAGGUAUCCCUCCUGCCAAGUUCCUCGGCCACCACGUCUUCGACAUCGACAGCAUCCCCGUGUUCGACCUCUCUGCGGCUGGCCUCAAGGCGACUGUCAAGAAGAUCGACGGGGAAAAACGCUCCCAAGAACGCCGACAAGAGCAUUCUUGA
This is a messenger RNA of Chaetomium globosum CBS 148.51, 567 nucleotides long. RefSeq lists its product as uncharacterized. The record is from RefSeq and is a predicted model, not a curated record. The transcript has 2 exons. Lineage: Eukaryota; Fungi; Ascomycota; Sordariomycetes; Sordariales; Chaetomiaceae. The coding region runs from base 1 to 567 and encodes 188 amino acids.